Molecule: messenger RNA, 2198 nt
Organism: Drosophila takahashii
Lineage: Eukaryota; Metazoa; Arthropoda; Insecta; Diptera; Drosophilidae
Source: RefSeq, a predicted model, not a curated record
ACUGAGAUCGAAAUGGAGCUGCCAGGAGUUCUCCUUUUUAUAGUUCUGGGUGUCAUUCGUAUCUCUAAAUCCCUGGGAGCUGUUCACGAUGAGCUGCCUCAGUGCGGAUUGCACGGCGUCUACAGGCAGCGACAGAGUCUCGUCGAUUCACCCAAUUAUCCGGACAAUUAUCCGGUGAACACCUGCUGGGACUAUGUAAUUCGAUCGCCCUACCGUUGCCCCACCAAGUUUCACAUUCAGUUCCUGGACUUUAAGCUGGAGCUGUCGGAGAACUGCAGCCGGGAUUAUCUGGCCAUCGGGUUGAACAACGACGGCGACGACAUGGACGUCCUGUGCGGUCAGGUACUGGGCAUCAAGAAGUAUCACACGCCCGAUGGAGUCCUUCGGCUGCGCUUCCUCAGCGAUGAUUCGCCUUGGACGACAAACGGUGGGUUUCGACUGCUCAUCACUCGCUUGGCCUGCGAACGGGAGGAUUUGGUGGCCAGGGGACUGGACGGGGAUGAGGACGAGGUGGCUGUGGACGGGGACACGGUGCAGGUGAGCGCCAAGUCGCCGCCAAAGAAGCUGCACCAUCACCACCACCAGCAACAACAACAGCAAACUCCGCAGCAGCAGCAGCAACAGGAGCCUACUUUCAACUUUACGCAGCCAAAUCGCUUGGGUUUUAACUUUGGCUUGCCACCUGCUCUUGGUUAUCCUGCAGGAUUUUACCCACCGCCUGCAGGAUUAGCUCCCCAGCACUCACCCCCUUGUGCACCCCAGCAGCAGCAGCAACAAUUGUUGCAACAGCAGCAGGAACAGCAGCGAUUCCUGCAGCAGCAAUUCCUGCAGCAACAACACCUCAUGCAGCAACAGCAACUGCAACUUCCUCAGCAGCAACAGCAGAUCCUACAGCAACAGCAACUGCAACAGCAGAUCCUUCAGCAACAGCAACUGCAACAGCAGCAACUUCAGCUGCCCCAGCAGCAACAGCAAGAGUUGCCCCUAAUUUCCGAUCAAUAUCAGACCACAUCCUUUCAACCGCAUGCCGUAACGCUCAAGGAUUACGAUUCCCAGACCUUGCAGCAGUUCGGUGGUCAGUUGGAUCUCUGCUGUGCCAGCAGUUUCAAUCAAAAUCACUUCUAUCUCUCCAGUCCCGGAUUUCCCAGAACUGUUUUGAACUAUCUGCUGCCCAAUCAGCAGAGGGAUUGUGUUUUCUACAUAGAAAAGAGCUCGCCAAAUGUCUGCCGCCUGAGGAUACAGUUCAAGUUCUUUGACUUCGGACAGAAUUCAGGAGGUUUUGGAGGAGGAGUGUCUGGAGGAGGAUUCAAUGGAGGGGGAUUCAAUCAGGGAGGAGGAUUCGGCGGCCAACAUAACUGCAAUGGUGACUUCCUAGAAGUGGAUGGUCAGCGCUACUGCGGCUGUCGUUCCGGCUACAUCCACAAAUCGCAUUGGGAUCAGGGUCGCAAGGCGCUGCGCAUGCGCAUUGGUCAGUCGAGCAGCACCACCUCGAAUGGCUUCCUGCUGGAGAUAUUCCAGGAUCAGGACUCCGAUGGCUGUCGGCAGGAUGUUGGAUCCGGAUUUGGCCUGGGUCUUCAACAACAACAGCAGCCUCAAAGAGGUUUGGGUGUUGGUUUAGGAGUGGGUUUGUGGCCCCAAGUGGGCUUCCAGCCUCAAUUGGGUUUGCCCCACCCACAGCAACAGCAACUUUGGCCCAUGCAGACUGGUUAUCCUGGCUUUGUUAGUAAUUAUCCUUUGCCCUUCGCGGCUACUCCUUACCGAACGGCCAGAAGGAUUUCCUAUGCCCGCGGAAUCGAUGCCCAGCAGCCUUCGCGAGUGGUGGAAACGAACUCUACGCGCAAGGAAUUCUACUACUUUGAUGGCGACGAGGCCUUUGCUCGUACCGCCUUGGAGGAUGAGGCCGAAGACAAGGCCUCUUUGGGGGUCUCGACCCAACCGCAGUCUCAUUUACCAUUGCAAUCCCAACUUAAAACCGAAUCUCCAGUGGUCACAAAAGCCUUCGAGCAGAGCAGCUGCUCCUUUGACUACAUGGAGGUCCUAAAACUCUCCGUCGACACUCUCUGGUUGACCAAACCCUUGUGUUUUUCACCUCUGAGAAGUUGGUUUCCCAACAUUUUCGGCUAAUUGAGAAAUAAAAGCUGGACUAUUUAAUGUAGCUAAAAAAUGUUUUUAAUUAUGUAAAAGAUUUUUGAAGCAAU